Molecule: messenger RNA, 1107 nt
Organism: Paramuricea clavata
Lineage: Eukaryota; Metazoa; Cnidaria; Anthozoa; Malacalcyonacea; Plexauridae
Source: the annotation of a GenBank genome assembly
AUGGCCUCUAGCUCCGAGAUUCGUAGCGAGUUUGUAAUCGGGAAUAAAUACCGCGUUUUAAGAAAGAUCGGCAGCGGUUCUUUUGGUGAUAUCUAUCUAGCAGUGAACCGAAACACCGGCGAAGAAGUGGCUGUGAAAUUAGAGCUGCAAAAAGCGCGUCAUCCUCAACUGCUGUACGAAUCAAAACUUUACCGUAUUCUGCAAGGGGGCGUUGGAAUUCCCAAUGUUUUAUGGUACGGGCAAGAUCGAGACGUGUAUAACGCGCUGGUCAUAGAACUAUUAGGUCCUAGCUUAGAAGACCUUUUCAACUUUUGCUCGCGACGCUUCACUAUGAAGACUGUACUUAUGCUCGCCGAUCAGAUGAUUAGCAGAAUCGAGUACGUUCACAACAAGAACUUUAUUCAUCGAGAUAUUAAACCUGAUAACUUUUUAAUGGGAGUAGGGAAAUCGUGUAAUAAAGUGUACUUGAUCGACUUCGGUUUGGCAAAGAAAUACCGUGAUAGUCGGACAUAUCAACAUAUACCGUACAGAGAGGACAAGAAUCUCACUGGCACUGCGAGAUACGCAAGUAUUAAUGCUCAUUUAGGGCUUGAACAAUCUCGUCGAGACGACCUGGAGUCCUUGGGCUAUGUCUUGAUGUAUUUCAAUCGCACCAGUUUGCCUUGGCAGGGGUUGAAGGCGGUCACCAAGAAACAGAAGUAUGAAAAAAUUAGCGAGAAAAAGGUGUCGACACCUGUGGAGCAUCUUUGUCGUGGGUUCCCCGCUGAGUUUGCUAUGUAUCUCAACUAUUGCAAGAAUUUACAGUUCAUGGAUAAUCCUGAUUACAUGUAUCUGAGGCAACUGUUUCGGAUCCUAUUCCGCACCCUGAAUUACCAGUAUGAUUAUGUAUUUGAUUGGACGAUGUUAAAACAACGGGCGGCACAUGCGGUGGUCAUGCCCUCCCCACGACCUGGAAUCAAUGUACCAGGGCUGUACCAUGGUGGUCCACCCAGAGAAUUGCACCACGCCCCUGGUAAUUUGCACGAGGGUGUUACAUACAUGGCCGGAAUUUCGAGAAGUGGAGGACAGUCAUCAAUGAGCCAACGAUACACUAACUUUAGAUUGUAA